Penicillium daleae is the source of this 1890-nucleotide messenger RNA. Its product is annotated as transcription factor domain-containing protein. Gene Ontology annotation, molecular function: DNA-binding transcription factor activity, RNA polymerase II-specific; zinc ion binding; DNA binding. Bases 1 to 1890 code for a protein of 629 amino acids. The record is from RefSeq and is a predicted model, not a curated record. The transcript is spliced from 4 exons. Gene Ontology annotation, biological process: regulation of DNA-templated transcription; DNA-templated transcription. Lineage: Eukaryota; Fungi; Ascomycota; Eurotiomycetes; Eurotiales; Aspergillaceae.
AUGUCGAGCGCAUGCAUCAUCUGCCACAAGAGAAAGGUGAGAUGCGAUUUCGCGACCCACAACCCUUGCACCAACUGCACCAAGUCCGAUGUGGAGUGCAGACCAUAUACACGCAAGCGCAAGAGGUUCACCAAUAGCCUGUCGCCAGGGCGCGUACUCAACAGUGACUCAGUGAGUCGGCGCAGUUCGCAACUUCCCGCCGAUGCGCCCGUUGAAGGCGGAGUUGAACAGCCGGGGCUAUCGUCCUUUGGCGACAAUGCAAUUCCUGUAGGCAAUAAUGGCGAGCCCACCGCUCUCCCUGCAAGCAAUGGUGAGCCAUUUAUCAAAGAGGAAAGCUACCGCGGUCGGAGCGAGUACUUGGGCGGCAGUGUGCCUUUUGAUGAAAAUAUGGUGAAGCCGGGCCACGAGACAACGUACACCAGCCCAAAGGCAUCAGCCGCAGAUCUCCAGAUGUUACGCGAGCAAGGCGCAUUUGAAUUACCGCCUCUAUCGGUCCAGAAAGAGUUGAUGCUUAGCUUUAACAAGUACUGCGCGCCGUGGACGCCGGUGGUUGACCCUAAAUGGCUGGAACAGACUACGCCGCCAUCGAUGCUGCUUCUCCAGUCGAUUUUCCUGGCCGGAAGUAGGGUGUCCAAGGCACACUUGGAUUACGGGUCAAGUGAGGUCUUCUAUCGGCGUGCGAAACUAUUGUUCUUCUUUGGCGGCCGCAAUAAUUCACUGAUUUCAAUCGUGGCUGCUUGUCUAUUGCACUGGUAUAAUCCGGUCGGACCCGAGGAUGUCUCGACAGACACGAGUGGGUUCUGGAUUCGAACGGCUGGGGCAAUGGCUUUCCAGAUUGGACUACAUAAGGAACCUCCACCCAAUGCGAAGGACCGUGGUCUUCGCCGACGGUUAUGGUGGUCUCUAGUGGUUCGGGAUAAUGUCAUAUCUGUCGGGGUGGGUAGACCACGCACGAUCAACCUCAAAGAUAGUGACGUCCUUCCUCCAUCCAUGAACGACUUUCCUGUGAAGGAUUUCCAGGCGCAGCUCUUUCUGGCAUACUGUACGAUUUCCUGCCACCUGGGAGAUACCGUGGAGUGCUACUUAAGACGAGAGAUCUCCCGACAACGUCGAGUUGAUCUUGAAAAUGCUAUAUAUAGAUGGGCCAAACAGGUUAUCCCAAAGCUUCGCUCAUCAGCUACACUCCAAGAAGACGCUAUAACCUCACAUUUGGAAGUCCAACAACUCUCGGUCAUGUACUUUGUAGUACUGACUAUGCUGCACCGCUCACCUACACCGAAUAGCGUGCCACCUGCAGCGUCGCUGGUCGCGUCAUCGUUCAUUGCAGGAAUCUAUGAAGAAUUUCUCCUUCGCGACGAGCUUCGUUAUCUAGGACCUGUGUUUGCAUUCUAUCCCCUUUGCAGCGGGUUGUCCCUACUGUCAAGUUGGCGAUAUUCCCAAUUGCAAAGCACGGCCGAGCAUGAAUUGACGGUCAUCAAGCUCUCUCUUCAAAAGUUAUCCGAGAGGUGGCUCUCUGCGGUCGGACCGCUCCGAGCUCUCAACAAAUUGACCGAGAAAGUCCGAGAACAAGGCCCCUUAGACGGUCCACCACCAAAGCUUGACUUCGACACGGCUUCUUUCUUCGACGGGUUCGAUGUUAAAUUGUGCAAGCAGUGGCGCUUGAUUGGGCAGUCUGCCGAGCCUGCAACUCCCUUGCCGGUAACUACAGCUACAUGUACACUGGCCGAGGUUCAAGAUUCGGAUGAGGUGGUUCAACCCUUCAGUACUCAGCCGGACGAGGCGGCAGAUGAUUUCGGCUUCCCGGCUCUUGAUACCAGUUUGGAGCCUUUCACUAGUAAUUGGGAAGGGUCAGGGUUUGAUUGGAGUGGCUCCUGGCUGCUCAACUUAUAA